This is a messenger RNA of Caretta caretta (loggerhead turtle), 1291 nucleotides long. RefSeq names its product arginine vasopressin receptor 1B (gene AVPR1B). Gene Ontology annotation, molecular function: peptide binding; vasopressin receptor activity. Lineage: Eukaryota; Metazoa; Chordata; Testudines; Cheloniidae. Gene Ontology annotation, cellular component: plasma membrane. Gene Ontology annotation, biological process: regulation of systemic arterial blood pressure by vasopressin; cellular response to hormone stimulus; positive regulation of vasoconstriction. The record is from RefSeq and is a predicted model, not a curated record.
AUGGAGCCGGGUUGGGAGAGGAACAGCACUCCCUGCAGUGACCCUGGGGACGUCCUGACCCAGGCAGGGGAUCUCAACUGGACUCUCUUCCACACCCGAGAUGAGGAGCUAGCCCGGGCCGAGAUCGGGGUGCUGGCCACCAUCCUGGCAGUUGCCACCGUGGGCAACCUGGGGGUGCUGCUGGCCAUGUACCGGCUGAGGAAGAAGAUGAGCAGGAUGCACCUCUUCAUCCUGCACUUGGGACUGACCGACCUGGGGGUGGCGCUUUUCCAGGUGCUGCCCCAGAUGAUCUGGGAGGUGACCUACCGCUUCCUGGGGCCCGACCUGCUCUGCAGGGCCGUCAAGUACCUGCAGGUGCUGAGCAUGUUCGCCUCCACCUACAUGCUCAUCAUGAUGACCCUGGACCGCUACAUCGCCGUGUGCCAUCCGCUGCGCACCCUGCAACAGCCAGGCAGGCAGGCCUACCUGAUGAUUGGGGCCACCUGGGUGCUCAGUGGCCUCCUCAGCCUGCCCCAGGUCUUCAUCUUCUCAUUGCGGGAGGUGCACCAGGGCUCCGGGGUGCUGGACUGCUGGGCUGACUUCAGGUACCCCUGGGGCGCCCGGGCCUACAUCACCUGGACCACGCUGUGUGUCUUUGUCCUGCCCCUGGGCAUCCUCACCGCCUGCUACGGCCUCAUCUGCCACGAGAUCUGCAAGAACCUCCGGGGCAAGAUGCAGAGCGGGACAGAGACGGGAGCGGGGUGCCCCUGCGGCCAGGCCUCCCGGGUGAGCAGCAUACGCACCAUCUCCAGGGCCAAGAUCCGCACGGUGAAGAUGACCUUUGUCAUCGUGCUGGCCUACAUCGCCUGCUGGGCGCCCUUCUUCAGUGUGCAGAUGUGGUCAGUGUGGGACGAGAACGCCCCCAAUGACGAGUCCACCAACGUGGCAUUCACCAUCACCGUGCUGCUGGCCAGCCUCAGCAGCUGCUGCAACCCCUGGAUUUACAUGUUCUUCAGCGGGCACCUCCUGCACGACAUGCUGUGGUACGUCUCCUGCUGCAGGAGCCUCCGGCCUGGCCUCAAGAGGCGAGUCUCCAACGGGAGCCUCUGCAGCAGGAAAACCACCAUCCUGACUCAGAGCCACCGAACCGCCACCGCUGGGAUCCGGCUGCAGCAGGGAACCUUGAAAGAUUUCGGCCAGUCCUACGAGGACACGGUGACGGAGGCGGGUGUGCUCUAGAACCACCGCUUGCGCCAGCUGCCAUUGUGGGAUGCACGCCCCUGCUUGCAUACUCCUCGCUGUUUGCCUGUCA